Balaenoptera ricei (Rice's whale) is the source of this 2271-nucleotide messenger RNA. RefSeq names its product HHIP like 2 (gene HHIPL2). The transcript is spliced from 10 exons. NCBI's taxonomy places the organism in Eukaryota, Metazoa, Chordata, Mammalia, Artiodactyla, Balaenopteridae. The record is from RefSeq and is a predicted model, not a curated record. Bases 1 to 2271 code for a protein of 756 amino acids.
AUGCUCAGGAGGUCCAUUCCCAGGGGUGGUCGGGCCCCCUGGCUCCUUACCUCUUCUCGAAUUUUCUGCCUCUGCCUCAUGGUCUUGUUGGGCCAGGGGGGCUUGCUGCAGGGGCACCCCCAGUGCCUGGAUUAUGGGCCCCCCUUCCAGCCCCUCCUGCACCUCGAGUUUUGCUCUGACUAUGAGACCUUCGGCUGUUGUGACCAGCGUAAGGACCACCGCAUCGCUGCCCGGUACUGGGACAUCAUGGAAUACUUUGAUCUGAAGGGCCACGAGCGGUGCGGCGGUUACAUUAAAGACAUCCUUUGCCAGGAGUGCUCGCCCUACGCAGCCCACCUCUACGAUGCUGAGAACCCGCGGACGCCCCUCCGGAACCUUCCCGGCCUCUGCUCUGACUACUGCUCUGUAUUCCACUCUAACUGCCACUCUGCCAUCUCCCUGCUCACCAAUGACCGCCGCCUCCAGGAAUCCCAUGACAAGGAUGGCGCGCGCUUCUGCCACCUCCUCAACGUUCCCGACAAGGACUACUGCUUCCCUAACGUCCUGAGGAGUGACCAUCUCAACCGCAACCUGGGGGUGGUGGCCGAGGACCCUCGCGGCUGCCUGCAGCUCUGCCUGGCCGAGGUGGCCAACGGGCUGAGGAACCCGGUCUCCAUGGUCCACGCUGGGGACGGCACCCAUCGCCUCUUCGUGGCCGAGCAGGUGGGGGUGGUGUGGGUCUAUCUGCCUGAUGGGAGUCGCCUGGAGCAACCCUUCCUGGACCUCAAGAGCAUCGUGCUGACCACUCCCUGGAUUGGGGAUGAGAGAGGCUUCCUGGGGUUGGCUUUUCAUCCCCAGUUCCACCGCAACCGCAAGUUCUAUAUUUAUUAUUCAUGCCUGGGCAAGAAGAGGGUCGAAAAGAUCCGGAUUAGUGAGAUGAAGCUUUCUCGGGCAGAUCCCAACAGAGCUGAUCUCAAAUCGGAGAGGGUCAUUUUGGAGAUAGAAGAACCAGCCUCAAAUCAUAAUGGUGGACAACUUCUUUUUGGCCUGGAUGGCUAUAUGUACAUAUUUACUGGGGAUGGAGGACAGGCUGGGGAUCCCUUCGGCAAGUUUGGAAAUGCUCAGAACAAAAGUUCCCUGCUGGGAAAAGUGUUAAGGAUCGAUGUGAAUGGGGCAGGCUCAGGUGGCAGGCGGUACCGAGUGCCCCUGGACAAUCCGUUUGUUUCUGAGCCAGGGGCCCAUCCAGCCGUCUAUGCCUACGGGGUCAGAAACAUGUGGCGCUGUGCCGUGGACCGAGGGGACCCCAUCACGCGCCAGGGCCGAGGCCGGAUGUUCUGUGGGGAUGUGGGACAGAACAGGUUUGAAGAAGUUGACAUCAUUGUUAAAGGCGGGAACUAUGGCUGGAGGGCAAAGGAAGGGUUUGAAUGUUACGACAAAAAACUUUGUCACAACGCCUCUUUGGAUGAUAUUCUGCCAAUCUAUGCUUAUGGCCACGCAGUGGGGAAAUCUGUCACUGGAGGUUACGUCUACCGUGGAUGUGAAUCCCCAAAUCUCAAUGGCCUCUACAUCUUCGGGGACUUCAUGAGUGGUCGACUUAUGGCUUUGCAGGAAGAUAGAAAAACCAAGAAAUGGAAGAAAAAGGACAUUUGCCUGGGCAGCACUGAGUCCUGUGCCUUCCCAGGGUUGAUCAGCACAUACAGCAAGUUUAUCAUCUCCUUCGCUGAAGAUGAAGCAGGGGAGCUCUACUUCCUGGCCACCUCUUACCCGAGCGCCUACACACCGCAUGGAUCCAUUUACAAAUUUGUUGACCCAUCGAGGCGAGCACCUCCAGGCAAGUGCAAGUACAAGCCGGUGCCGGUGAAAACCAAGAGUAAGCCGGUCCAGUUCAGACCACUUGCUAAAACGGUGCUGGACUUGCUAAAGGAGCAGUCCGAGGAAGCUGCUAGAAAACUGUCCAAUGCAACUUUAGCCUCCAGUCCAGACCGGGCCUCGUCUCAGAAAGGCUCCUCCAAGAAGCCGGCUUCUGCCACAAGCAGCAGGAAGACUUUUCCAAGGUCUGGUGUAAAGCAGAGAGCCAGAGCGUGGUCCCCAGGCCCCCAGGGGAAGAGGAAGAAGAGCCCGAGACGCCCCCGAGGCAGAGGCAGCCAGUCGGCACAGUGGAGGCGAGCUGGCAAGAGUGUCCCUCUUCGGUCUCGGCGGCUGGUCAGGGGACGAGGGCCCAGAGAACCACCUUGCCACGCGGAAGCUGCUACUGCUGAAGGUGACCUUAGACCACAUCUCAAUCCGGAAUAA